Messenger RNA from Pistacia vera, 1617 nucleotides. Its product is annotated as ankyrin repeat-containing protein BDA1-like. The transcript is spliced from 2 exons. The record is from RefSeq and is a predicted model, not a curated record. Gene Ontology annotation, molecular function: protein binding. NCBI's taxonomy places the organism in Eukaryota, Viridiplantae, Streptophyta, Magnoliopsida, Sapindales, Anacardiaceae. The coding region runs from base 36 to 1430 and encodes 464 amino acids.
GCUUGUUUGUGAAUCUCGCGCUAUAAUCAAAGAAAAUGGAGAGAAGAAUUUAUGAAGCUGCAGUGGAGGGCAGCGUAAUUUCUUUGCUUAACCUGCUUCAAGAAGAUGCUCUACUUCUCGAUAGAAUUAUGGUGGGCUGUUACGCGGAGACGCCUCUGCACGUAGCUUCCAUGCUCGGGCAUACAGAAUUUGUGCAGGAAAUUCUAAAUCGAAAGCCGGAGCUAGCCGGAGAGCUUGAUUCCCGGAAAUCGUCCCCGCUUCACUUGGCAGCUGCAAAAGGGUACUUGGAUAUAGUUAAAAAGUUGGUAUCGAUUAAUCCUGAGAUGUGCCUUGUCGGUGAUCGAGAUGGAAGAAACCCUCUACAUAUUGCCGGCAUCAAGGGUCACGUUAAUGUGUUAAGAGAGUUGGUUCAAGCGAGACCCCAAGCGGCUCGAAUCUUGAUGGAUAGAGGUGGAACGAUUUUACAUGUGUGUGUGAGAUAUAACCAGUUGGAGUCGAUGAAAUUUUUGGUGGAGACGAUGAAUGAUCAUGAGUUUGUGAAUUUUAGGGAUGAUGAUGGCAACAGUAUAUUACAUCUGGCAGUGGCUGAUAAACAAGUAGAGGCAAUAAAGUUUUUGAUUACUAAUGCUGCAAUAGAAGUGAAUGCGCUCAAUUCAAAUGGCUUGACUGCCUUGGAUAUUCUAACACGAAGCAGUAGAGAUAUGAAAGAUUGGGAGAUCGGAGAAUUGCUUCGACAUGCUGGAGGAAUAAGUUCUGCAAAGGAAAACAUAACUAGAACAUCCCAUGGCCAUGGUGACAAUCAAACUAGUAACACCUCAAACCCCAAAGGUAAACGUUCGAAAAAAUAUUUCAAGAAAUCAUCAGGAAAUGAUAAUUGGCUAGAAAAGAAGCGCACUCCCAUGAUGAUGGUAGCAUCACUGAUCGCCACCAUGUCAUUCCUCGCUCGUUUGAACCCUCCAGGUGGUUUGUGGCAAGACGACUUCCCCGGAAGCAACACAACAUCACCUCACCGGGCAGGGUUUGCCAUAUUGGAAGAUUUUGAUUCAGACAAAUAUACAUAUUUCAUAAAUUACAACACCACAAGUUUUGUGGCUUCUCUGGGCACCAUACUGUUCCUCCUGCUCAUAGGAGACUUGCCAUUUUUCAGGCAUAAGUUUUUUAUGUGGGUUUUAUUGGGUAUCAUGUGGAUUGCUAUUAACGCGACGUUCGGGACUUAUAUCCUCUCAAGAACUACGCUUGCCAUAGAAGCGUCCUAUUUGGGUGUAUUAUACGUUUAUUUUGUAUGGUUAAUCUUUACAUUUUUUGUUCUUUUGGUACACGUUAUUCGGAUGAUAGUGUGGAUGACAAGAGGUUUGAUAAAAUUAAUAAGGAGACGAAGAAGGAGAUCAGCCUCAAGCACAAGUGGUAAUCAUCCUCCACAUAUCGUCUAAUGCGUACAACUUUAUGGAAUGAGUAUUAAUGCAUAAAAUAGCAUGUGCUUCACUGUAUAUUGGUGUGUUGUAAUCUUACAUAUAUUUUCGGGGCAUUUGGUUCAGGAAUGUAGAUUACUGGGAAUGUUGGAUUACUGGAAAUAUAAAUUACCUUGGAAGAUUACUGGGAAUCUAAGAAAUAUGUUUA